UCGAUUGUCAUAAAUGUCAAAAUAUAAACAAACUGUGUUGUCUUAAAAAUAAUAUCUGUGUUGCAGUUUUACUAAAUAUAAUAGAGUCUGACAAUGAAGCUUUGUCGCGUUUGCCUGGGAAGUUCCGAGAACAUGGUAAACAUUUUCGAAGGAGCAGGAGCACACAAUCUGGGAAUUUCUAUUUCUGUGGCGUAUAUGAUAUCUGAAGUCACUGGUUUUAAAAUUGAAAAAGGAGACUCCCUUCCGUACUGCAUUUGCCCAACUUGCCUGGAGGAUGCGCAAAGUGCAUUUAAGAUUAUUAAAACCUACGAGUGCAGCUCCAAUAUCUUUUGUAAAGCAAAGAAUGAAGACUGCGCUGACAAGAGAUCAGGUUCUUCAAGGGCAACCUUUCAGGACAAAGUGAAGAAGGAGCCCAUAGAAUAUGAUGCCAAUGGAGAGAAAGAUUCCAAUGAUAGAGUAGAGACUGAGCCCAUCGUAGAACAUGCUAUUGGAGAGCAAGAAUUCAAGGAAAAUAAUAGCAACGACGCCGUUCGCCCGAAGAAAUCGCACAUGUGCUCCCACUGCCAAAGGUCCUUUUCGUAUCCUUCACAACUCAAGCGCCACAACCUCGUCCACACAGAUGAACGACCAUUUAAAUGUAGUGAUUGCCCGAGUGCCUUCAAGGAAAAAUCCUACUUAUCGGUGCACAUCAGGAUUCACGCGGGGAACACGCCGUUCAAGUGCACCCAUUGCCCGCUGGCCUUCGAGCGAGAAUCCGGCCUGAAGAAACACACCAAGAUUUACACAGGAGGUCGCCCAUUCAAGUGCUCCCGCUGCCGGAAACGCUUUCUAACUAAAACUCAUCUUAAACGCCACUUCAUGCGCCACACGGGAGAACGACCGUAUCCAUGUGCCCAUUGCAAUAAGGCUUUCAGGGAUAAUGCUCAUUUAAGACGUCACAUAAGACUGCACACUGGAGAAAGACCCUUAAAGUAAUCCCAAUGGCCGAAAGCUUUUACCGAAAAAGACUGUUUGCAUGCACACUUGCUGAUCCAUGAUAGGACAGCAUUGAAAACAUAAUUUUAAUCAUACUAAUUAUAAAUAAUAAUAAAAAACUUAAUUUUAAUCAUUUUA
Messenger RNA from Drosophila suzukii, 1113 nucleotides. The record is from RefSeq and is a predicted model, not a curated record. NCBI's taxonomy places the organism in Eukaryota, Metazoa, Arthropoda, Insecta, Diptera, Drosophilidae.